AUGUUCACCUCAAAGGAAAGGGAAGGCGCUUCGUCGCCUGGGCCUGGAGCCUACUAUUCCCCCUCCCAGAUGAAGAGCUACCUGCAAGACCUCCGCACCAACCGCCCCGCUCGACCUACCGGAGCCCGCCCUGCACCCGCGCAUUUCAACACAUGGUCAAACAGGGCGAGUAAUCGCAUGUCGGAUUCGCACACGGUAGCCUCGCUGCAGCGCACCUUUACAGACCCUGCCGCCGACGUCGACGCCCGACCAGCCUCCUCGCACGAACCCAAGCGACAUAGCCGGACGCCGUCCAAGCUGAGCAUAGACGAAGUGGUAAAGGGCCCUGGAAGGCCCGUUGUACAACCUCCGCGCGGGCGCAACACAUCGUCGAGGUCCUCGUCACCAUCACGCAUAUCAAGCGUGCAAUACCGCGAACGCGAACAGCGCCAGGUGGAGCAGGACGAAGCCCGGGCCAUUCGCGUCGCAAUGGAGGAUUUGGAACUUGCCCAGGAGGAGAAGCUGUUCGAGGCGGCACGGGACGAGGCGGCCGAAUUGGUGUGGAAGCAUUGCAAUCCACAUGCUGCCGAAAAUAACCCAAAUGCACCGUAUUCCUAUCCGGGUCUGGCAAAAAAGGGCAGCGCGCCCAGAAGUCGGAGCGUCGAACCGAAGGACCAGGAUCUUCAGCGAGCCAAUUCAAAAUUGCGCAAGCGACAUUCCAUGAGCAGUGCCGCUUCAGGGAGCAGGAGUAGCAGCCUACAGAGCAACGGACAAGGAGGCAGUACAGAUACGUCAGCCUCCAACACAUCGUCUACCAAGGGCAAAAAGGACGAGUCGCCAGCACUCGCCAAAGCCAUCUCCGAUCUUCCUGACUUCAAGCAACGACGAAGAAGCAGCGGAGCGCGCCGUACGACGAGCGGAAGCCUUUUCCAGAACCCGAACGAUCAGAUAUACGAAGAGCCCGAGGAGGAAGCACCGCCUGCACCUAUACCUAGACCUGCUGCCACCGCCGAACCUCCAAAGUCGGAAAAGCUACCACUGGGCAUAAGACGCAAUCCUUUUAUGCGCUUCCAGUCAAUCAAGGGCAAUCCCAUGAUGCGAUCCAACACCGACCCCACCAUGGCCUCCAAACGACUGGACCGCUAUGAGAUACAGAAGAAUCCUCCCACACAAUCACGGAACGCAGCCUACACCCUGAACUCUGGUGAAGCAAAGCCUGCCGAGCCUGCGAAAGCAGAUGUUGAGAAUGUUCCCGAGGUGAAGAUGAAGGACGGCAAAGAGAUUAGAAGUGACGAGCUCCGUGCUGCCACUGGGUUCCGUCUCAAGGACCGCAGUCCGAAGCUGCCCACUCCCACUGCAGUCUCCGAUGCUCCAGGACGGCCUAUUGUCUCUUUUAAGAAGGAUUGGAAUAUCAUCGAACUGAAGGAAGAGAUAUCUGCUGUACCUGACCUAACACCGCGGCCUCUGAAUCCUAACAAGUCCGGGCCACCGCCGCUCGAGCACGCUGCCACGGCCCCUGUUGUCCCUAUCAUCAGUCUAGCCCCGGAUAUGCCAACACGAUCCACAACUCCGAGGCCACCAGCAACCGCAGAGGCCAAGCGGUCUUCUGUUUUAGCACCAGAGGUGCCCAAUCGAAGCACCACUCCAAGGCCGACUACACCAUCUUCUCGCAAUGCUGCUCCAACUUCGUGGAUAGGUAGACAAGCAAAACCUGCCAUCAACAUCUACGAAGAUCCUCCAACUCCAGCACCGACGAGACCACUACCACUCUCCCACAGCUUCAACGGCACACCUACCAGUCGCGGUGGCCACUGGACACCAACCACGGUCCGUACAGGUGCUCUAUGUACCCAAUGUGCUCUGCCUAUUGCUGGUCGUAUCGUGUCUGCAGGAGGAUCACGCUUCCAUCCCGAGUGCUUCGCUUGUUAUCAAUGUGGCGAGCACCUCGAAUGCGUAGCCUUCUACCCCGAACCCUCCAACAAGCAUGCCGAGCGCGUUCACCGGAUACGCGCCCGUCUCUCCGGCCAAGACAUACCCUAUCUCCCCUCGCAUGCUACAGCCGAGGACAUGGCGCGUCUCGAGCACGAUGACGGCACCGACGAAUCCCCACGCUUCUACUGCCAUCUCGACUUCCACGAGCUCUUCUCCCCCCGAUGCAAGAGCUGCAAGACACCCAUCGAAGGCGAGGUCAUCGUGGCAUGUGGUGCGGAAUGGCAUGCGGGCCACUUCUUCUGCGCCCAGUGUGGUGACCCAUUUGAUAGCACGACGCCCUUUGUGGAGAAGGAUGGCUAUGCCUGGUGUGCUCUGGUCCCUUUCAAGAUGGCCGCUACUUUUUGCGAGGAGAGAGUGAGGAUCCGGUUUGUGUGCGGUGUGAGGAGAGGAGGUUAA
Pyrenophora tritici-repentis Pt-1C-BFP is the source of this 2367-nucleotide messenger RNA. NCBI's taxonomy places the organism in Eukaryota, Fungi, Ascomycota, Dothideomycetes, Pleosporales, Pleosporaceae. The record is from RefSeq and is a predicted model, not a curated record.